This is a messenger RNA of Plasmodium vinckei vinckei, 2025 nucleotides long. Its product is annotated as RAP protein, putative. The record is from RefSeq and is a predicted model, not a curated record. The coding region runs from base 1 to 2025 and encodes 674 amino acids. NCBI's taxonomy places the organism in Eukaryota, Apicomplexa, Aconoidasida, Haemosporida, Plasmodiidae. The transcript has a single exon.
AUGAUAAAACCAAAGAUCUGGACACAUAUGGUCUUUAAUAUUAUUAAACGAGAAAAAGGUUAUUCCAAAAAAAAUAUAAUACAAAUUGAAAAACAAAAAGUAGAAAGUUUAGUUUUAUAUUUUCAAAAAUGUAUACAAGAAGACCGAAUAAAUAAUUGUAAUUUAUUUCAUUUUAAUAUUAUACAUGAUGACAAGCCAAAUAUUAAAAAUGUUCAUAUAAAUUUAGUCAGAAUAUCUUAUUUUUUGAAAAAUAUUAAAGUUGAUGAAAAUAAAUGGCUAUCUAUUUAUGAAAAAAUAAGUAACCUAGAAAUAAUAAGUGAUAAUUUAUAUCCAAAAAAAAAGGACAUAGGAAAUUGUGAAAAUAAAAAUGCCAUUGAAAAUGCAUCGAUAAUCUUUCCAAAUUAUGUUUUAGAAAAUAAUUUAUCUAUAGAAUAUAAUAUUCGAGAAUUGCACACAUCCUAUUUAUUCAUUUUUAAUACAUGUAUCUCCUCGUUGUCCAAAUAUCUCUCUCUAUAUGACAUAAAGAAAUAUUUGUUGAUAUUAAAAAGUUGUGAACGCUUUUUUAACUUUUUUUUUAAAUUACACAAAAAUCGAAAAGGCAAAAAAGAUACUAAUAUUUAUCCAAAAUUAAACUUUUUAUAUUUAUAUUCAACUAGCCAAAAUUAUAUGGAAAAUGCAAAAAUUUUAAAAAGCCAAAAUAACACCAACAUAAUAAUAAACGAAAAAGACAAAUUUAAUUUUAGCUACCAUUAUGAAGAACUAUACAAAUUAAAGUACCAUCAAAUAUUUAUUAACAAAAUAAAUCUAACUAUCACCAUAUUUAAAAAUAUUAAUUUUUAUUCUAUUAGUUAUGAACAUUUUGAACAUAUUUUAAAUUUUUUAUACAAUAAAACAAAAAAUGGGAUAAUAAUUGAGAGUGUUAUACUAAAUUUUUUGAAUUAUUUUAUGAAACAAAUAAAAAAUGAAACAGAAAAUAAAAAUCUUCAUAUUAUUUCCCUAUUUAAAGUUAUUAACAUCAUGUAUUAUUCCAAAAUUGUUCAUAAAGGUAUUGUAGAAAAUUUUAUUCAAACCUUAAAAAAAAAUAAAAAUACAUAUGAUAUAUACAAAGGAAACACAUGUUUUAAUUACUUAAAAUUAUUAACAUUAUUAGAAAAGGAUGAUGAUAUUAUAUAUGUAUAUAAAUAUUGUAAAGAACAUAUUCUCACCAAAAAUCCACAAGACAUUUUUAACCUUUUUUUUUUUUCGUCUAUUAUUGGUUUAUUUGAUUUUUCCCUUAUUAAUUCAUAUAUAAGCCUUUUAAAAAAAUAUAAAACAAUCCCUAUUACUUUUGACAUAUCUUAUAAUACUCACCAAAAUCAUAAUGAUGAUAUAUCAAAAAUGUCUACACCUUUAUUACAUAAAAAUUAUUACACAUUAUUGGGAUGGAAUAUAGUGAUAAAUAAUUUUAUUAAACAUUUAAGAGAUGAUCAAAAGGAAAUAAUCGAAAUUGUUAAAAUUAAUUUUAAUAACAAAAAUGUCUAUUAUACUUACUCAAAUAGAUUAUCAAAUGAUUUUACUUAUUUAUUAAAAGAAAUAAAUUUUUUAUUAAAUUUUUAUAAAAUGAAUAUGACCAAAGUUGGUGAUACUAAAAAUAACAAUUUUUUUUAUAAUCAAUAUAGUAUAUAUAAUAUUUUAAAAAAAAAAUUUAAUGAGCACUCAAUAAUAUAUGAAUAUAUAACUAAACAAAAUAUUUUAAUUGAUAUAUUAUUAAUUUUUAAAAAAAAUAAAAAUAAUAUAGAUUACUAUAAUUUGUUUGCAAUUGAGUUUAAUGGACGAACACACUAUAAUUUACAAAUUGAUCAAGACAAUAUAACUACAAAUAAUUUACAUUAUUAUUUAAAAGAAAAUUAUAAUACACAAUUUAAAAAAUUUAUUACAUCAAAUUUAGGUUUUAUUAAUAUUUAUAUUCCUUUCUAUAAAUGGAAUACUUUAAAUUUAUCCCAAAAAGAAUCAUAUCUUAUAAAUUAUAUACACUCUUUUAAAUGA